UAGUUGAAAGAGGAGGCGGAAAAUUCUUGGUGUUCCUUUGAAGUAGAUUAUCGAGCCAAGACCUUCCUCUCGACAGACACGAAAAUCUUUCCUCUUCGGUUCUAUUCUCAUUCGCGACAACCAAAAAGAAAACACAUCGAUUCGAAAUGGCUCCUCGAGGUUCCAGCAAUUGGCGAAGACCUUACACCUCCAUCUACAAUGACAAUUAUCGAUAUGGCACAGGAUUGUACUCGGAUACCCUAACCGAUAUUGAAAAACGAUAUUCCGAUUCCCUUUCAAAAACCCAGCUACGAUCGGACAGGAGGGACUUGAAUUUUUCAACGUUUGCCGACUCAACUUUGACCGGGUCUCCAUCUCCCGGAGCUGCUAUCCGGGAAGCUUCUCUAGAAAGGCCUUCAAUGUCGCGGCAAAAGUCCGUUCCGUCGCCCUCCUUGAAUGAACUUACAAGAAGUUCUACAUUUGAAUCAAGAUUAAAUGCGACAUUAAGUUCCUCGUACGAACUAGACGAUGAAGUUCAAGAAGCCAUUAACAGCCGAAGAGAAAAACGCCUGCAGAAAAUGAUGUCCAAGAAUUCUGCAGAAGAUUCACCACUUCCUCCCAGACCAAAGAGUUUGUAUGAUGAUGCAGCCUUCUGGACCUUGCCGAAAGCGACUGAAGAUCUUAGCAUGGAUUUGGAUACGAAAAACAAGAGGAAACUUGGUGGUGGAUCAACUACUACAAAUGGACCCCGAGCAUCACAAUGGCGGGAAAAGAGCCGUGUACUACAAGAUCAGGUUGAGAGCCUUGACAGGAAACUAUCAGAUUGCAGUGGUAAACUGACAUCCGAAUUAUCUUCUUUAAAGUCAAAGUACAGCAAUGAAAUAACCGGACUUCACAAAUCAAUUGACGUGACUUCAGACCAAACAAGCGACUUGCAAAAGCUUUGCAAGAGACAAGCACUUCAGUUGCUGGAAUUACAAUCAGCUUAUGAUGACUCCCAAAGAAAUAUUCAAGAUGCUUUAGAGGAAAUGAAUCUUUGGAGAAACAGAUGUAAAUCUUUGAAAAAAGACAUGGACAAAUUACGUGAAGAAGUAGAAAUGGCUGUACACAGAACCAGUAAAGAAUGAAGAAAAUAGACUUUUGCUAAAUACCUAUUAAGAUAUUUGAAACUAACCAAAACAGAGAAACUAUAAAUCCUGCUAGAUUAUUCUCCCGAAGAUUAAAGAAGGAAGAUGCAAAAUACUGUUAAUGAUAUUUUGUCAUUCAUUAAGUGUCUGAUAACACCUUUUUGAAAACAUGAAAAUUCUUUAUCCACCGCAUAAUAAAAGAUUCAUUUGUUUUCUA
This is a messenger RNA of Parasteatoda tepidariorum (common house spider), 1323 nucleotides long. RefSeq lists its product as uncharacterized. NCBI's taxonomy places the organism in Eukaryota, Metazoa, Arthropoda, Arachnida, Araneae, Theridiidae. The record is from RefSeq and is a predicted model, not a curated record.